Neltuma alba is the source of this 1844-nucleotide messenger RNA. RefSeq names its product transcription factor bHLH66-like. The record is from RefSeq and is a predicted model, not a curated record. The coding region runs from base 138 to 1454 and encodes 438 amino acids. The transcript is spliced from 7 exons. NCBI's taxonomy places the organism in Eukaryota, Viridiplantae, Streptophyta, Magnoliopsida, Fabales, Fabaceae. Gene Ontology annotation, cellular component: nucleus. Gene Ontology annotation, biological process: regulation of transcription by RNA polymerase II. Gene Ontology annotation, molecular function: protein dimerization activity; DNA-binding transcription factor activity, RNA polymerase II-specific; RNA polymerase II cis-regulatory region sequence-specific DNA binding.
AUAGUAGGAGGCAGUUUCUGUGCAACAAACGUUCUCUUCUUGUUUCUCGUUUCGACUCUCUUCGUCGUCCUCCCCACUCUGUAAGCUCCGUACGGUUUAUUUUGUUCAGACCUCAAGAGCUACUUCUGUAAAUCCACAUGAUUAUGCAGCCCAGUAGCAGCGAAAUGCAACAGGGAAUCAACUCUUCCUCCUCCUCCUCCAUGAAUUCUUCUCAAAUUCCCCUUCAUGACCAGAUCCAACAACCUGACCUUCAUGACGAUUUUCUCGACCAAAUGCUCUCCAACCUUCCUUCUUGCUCCUGGCCUGACCUCAACCCGAAGCCCUUCUGGGACCACCAGCUCAAUCCCUCCGAUGACAACCACAAUAAUGCCACGUUCCCCUACGAAGACAAGUUUCGCAACCUCCAGAUCCCUUCCGCCUCCACUCCGCCUCCUAAGUCCGCCGCCGCCGAGGCCGUCGCCUUGAUGCUUCAGCGCCAGCUUCUCAUGUCCAGAGGUGUUGCCGGUGGAGGCGCCGCCGACUCUGGCCUGCUCCAGAUGCCCUUGUCUCUCGGCGGAGGAGGAAACUUCGAGCCUUCCCGUAACGACGUGGUUGACGGUUCCUCCUUCAAAUCUCACGUUCCGGCCGGCGACGGUAACGUCCAAUCUCUGUACAACGGAUUCGCCGGAUCUAUGCACGACGCUCAUCAAGCUUCCAACCAAACUCAACAUUUCCAUCAUCCUCAGGGGCAGAAUUAUGGACCUUCAGGAGCGCCAGCGGCGAACCAGGCCCCGCAGAACGGAGCUCCGGCGCAGCCAAAGCAGAGGGUUAGGGCGAGGAGGGGUCAAGCGACGGACCCACACAGCAUCGCUGAGAGGUUACGAAGGGAGAGAAUCGCAGAGAGAAUGAAGGCCCUGCAGGAACUGGUUCCCAAUGCCAACAAGACAGAUAAGGCUUCAAUGCUGGACGAGAUAAUAGAUUAUGUCAAGUUCUUGCAGCUCCAAGUGAAGGUUCUGAGCAUGAGCAGAUUGGGCGGUGCUGCCGCUGUUGCUCCUCUUGUUGCUGAUAUAUCCUCUGAGGGAGGAGGUGACUGCAUCCAAGCCACCGCCGCACGCAACAACUCCAACUCCAACGGCAACCAAACGGCGUCGUCCUCCAACGACACCUUGGCCAUGACGGAGCACCAGGUGGCCAAGCUCAUGGAGGAAGACAUGGGCUCCGCCAUGCAGUAUCUUCAGGGGAAAGGUCUCUGCCUCAUGCCCAUCUCCCUCGCUACGGCCAUCUCCACCGCCACCUGUCCCUCGCGGAACCCCUUGGCCCCGGCCGCCGCCGCCAACCAGCACCCGGGCUUGGCGUCCAACGGCAACGGAGGGGAAGGGCCGUCUUCUCCCAGCAUGUCAGUGUUGACCGUCCAAUCCGCCACCGCAGUUAACGACGGCGCCGUUAAAGACGCCGCCUCCGUUUCGAAGCCGUGAAGGAUGUUCAAUGAUGCCUUCCGUUCGCUGACUUUGGCUCAAAGGCAAGGCCAGAAAGCACCAAAAGAUAAGAAAAUGACGUGGAUUCUCUUUUGAAGAAUGUGGGCCCCAAUCUGAAGUCUACGGAAAUAAGACGUCACUCAGCGCGUGAGGAGACCUCAGACGACGCCGUAUUUGCGUAGACUUUGGCAUAUGCUAACUUUUAGACCAGCCAAUCGCAUCUCUCCAACACUACUGUCUCUGUCUAUUAAUAUUUUUUCCCUUAUGUUUCUGGCUAUGGCUUUUGGUUCGCUGAUUUUUUUUUCCUAGUCGUAGUAUUUUAAAAUUACAAGUGGGGCUGUGUACAAUCUAUUGAUUUCAUGAUGAUUAUGAAACCAUUAAUUAAUUAAA